UUCUGAGUGGGGAUAAGCUAAAUACAGUUUCACAGAAAAUGGUGGCGGCCAUUACCGCGUCUUCCCCGAAAUCCUCAAUCUUUGACAACCCAAUUACAAAAUCUUGCUUUUUAGGUGGGUCUUUAAAGGGUUUUCCUUUAGAGCUGAAACCCAGAAGCCAGAGGAGAUAUGGCUUCAAUUUGGUGGUCGCUUCGACAUCAUCAACCAGUGACCGCAAUAAUGGUGGUGGCAGGUUUUACUUCAACAUCACUGGGUUUCCUUUCCCUCUGGGACCUUUCCUCAACAGGCGCACCAUAAGGAGUGAGGUUGUGAAAGGUUGCAUAUGGCUAUUCGAGCAAGAGCAAGCUUUAGGCUUUAGCAGUGUCUCUACAAAUAUCCGGAUGACAGUCAUAAAACUAAAAUCUGGAAAGUUAUGGGUUCAUGCACCCAUUGCUCCAACCAGGGAGUGCAUUCAGCUAGUAAAAGAGUUGGGGGCUCCUGUAGAAUACAUAGUUCUGUCUACAUUUGCAUAUGAGCAUAAAAUUUUUGUGGGCCCAUUUUCUAGAAAGUUCCCUCGAGCUCAGAUAUGGGUGGCACCAAGGCAGUGGAGCUGGCCCUUGAAUCUGCCGCUUGAGUUUUUUGGGAUUUUUCGUGCAAAAACCUUGAAAGAUGAGGACUUAUCUACUCCAUGGGCUGAUGAGAUUGAACAAAAAGUUCUAAGCUCCCCUGAAGUUGGAAUCGGACCAUAUGUAGAGGUAGCUUUCUACCAUAAACGUUCUCGAACUCUACUGAUAACGGAUGCAGUAAUUUUUGUUCCAAGAAAGCCGCCUGAAUGUAUCAGCGAAGAGUCCUUGUUAGCAUCGGCAAAGAAUGGUUUGGCUGUAAAAAUUCUCAGUAAAGGCAAGAAAGUCCCUGAAGGACCAGUUGUUGACAACCCAAAGAACCGUCAAAAAGGUUGGGAGAGAAUGGUUCUCCAGAUCUUGUUUCUUGGUCCAUCAAACUUAUUGGAGCCUAAUGCUAGUUUUGCUCAGAUGUCACAGAAGUUGAUAGUUUCACCCAUUGUAAAGACUCUGGUAUUCAGCAAAGUUCCUGAAAAGGUCAAGGAUUGGAUUGAUAGGAUAGCAAGGGACUGGAGGUUCAAAAGAAUAAUUCCUGCUCAUUUUGCUGCUCCAAUAAAUGCUGGCAGAUCCGAAUUCCUCGCUGCAUUUGUAUUCCUCGACGACCUUCUAGGCGAACGUUAUGUCACUCGGCCCUCGCUCUCCCUUCUUUUCGCAACACUGCUGGGCAAGGCUGCCAGUUACUUCCCACCAGAUGACAUGAAGACUCUGUCAUCCCUUGAUCAGUUUUUAGUCUCUGUGGGAGCUGUGAAGAAGACGGUCUCUGGAAGGAAACGUUCAACAUGAAAAGAUAAUUCAUUCAAAUAAACAAAGUUGACAAUCUGUAUAUCAAGUGCAUAAUGGAGCACCACUACUUUGAGCUUACACCAAGCAAGCAUAUAUUUUUAGUGCCACAAGUGUAAGAUGUUCUUAUAUGAAAUGGAAAUUCAGAAACAUAGGAUCUGAGUAGAAAUAUGGUUCUUCUUGGACUACUCUGUUUUAAGAAGAAAGUCUUUUGCAUAA
This is a messenger RNA of Tripterygium wilfordii, 1598 nucleotides long. RefSeq lists its product as uncharacterized. Lineage: Eukaryota; Viridiplantae; Streptophyta; Magnoliopsida; Celastrales; Celastraceae. The record is from RefSeq and is a predicted model, not a curated record. The coding region runs from base 39 to 1382 and encodes 447 amino acids. The transcript has 6 exons.